This is a messenger RNA of Thunnus maccoyii (southern bluefin tuna), 2052 nucleotides long. Its product is annotated as transmembrane protein 266-like. Gene Ontology annotation, cellular component: plasma membrane. Gene Ontology annotation, molecular function: voltage-gated channel activity. Bases 21 to 1133 code for a protein of 370 amino acids. The record is from RefSeq and is a predicted model, not a curated record. Lineage: Eukaryota; Metazoa; Chordata; Actinopteri; Scombriformes; Scombridae. The transcript is spliced from 5 exons.
UCGUGCUGUCCCUGGCCCCCAUGGUGGCCUCCACGGUGGCUAACGGGCCCAGCAGCCCCUGGGAUGCCAUCAGCCUCAUCAUCACACUACGCAUCUGGAGGGUCAAGAGGAUCAUUGAUGCUUAUGUGCUACAAGUCAAAGUUGAGAUGGAAUUGGAAAUACAGCAGUGUGAGAAGACCAAGGCUAUGAGAGAGGAGCAGCUGGAACGUCUCACUCAGAUCUGCCAGGAACAGGCUUUUGAGAUCAGGCAGCUGAGGGCCCAUCUGGCCCAGCAGGACCUGGACCUCGCGGCGGAGCGUGAAGCAGCCAUGCAGAUCCACCAUGUAUGGGGCAAACAGGGCAGGAGUUUUCAAGUUGUAGAAGGCUUGACUCCCGGGGAGUCUGAUGACGAGGGCGGCCAGAGAAACCCCAGGGAGCCCCAUGCUACUGCAGAUCCAGUUGUACGUGAUGACAUGAACAACUACAUCAGCCAGUACUAUAGUGAGGCAAGUAGUGCUGGGGCGUCUGGUUUAGGUGCCCGGGUCAUCACCACGGCAGCCAUUGAUAUUCACCUCCCCACCAAUCCAAAUCCCAUCCAGUCAAACCCGAUGCUUGCUAUGGAGCGAGUGGGCAGUGCCAUAAGUGAUGUCUCCACCAGCGUAUCACGGUCCAGUGGAAGCCUGACAGCCCGCCCCCAAAGCCUGAGUAGCCACACACCGGGUUCAUCUAUGACAGACUGCAGCAGCAGCACAGCCCAGGACCUCAGUUUGAGCUACAGCUCCCAUCGCUGCUGCCCGCCUUCCUUCUCAGGCCAGGACCCCUGCAGGGACCCCAGCAUGGUUGUACAGGAGCUACUCUCCUCUCUCUCUGAGGACUCCUGUCUUGCUCAAAAGGGCCUGGCAGUGGACCCUGUCAACCUUAAGCUUCCCAGUCCUACUGGCUCAGAAAAAGCCAGCCCUGAGCUGGACAACAGAAUAAACAUCUUCAACCGCAGGAACCAAGAGGAGAGGCGAGGCCGUGGAAGAGGUUGUGUGCUGUUGCAGACCAAGCCAUUGAUCCACCUGCAGGGCAGCACAACUGAGCCCUCUCUGGAGGAGAAGUACCGGCUCCUGGGACCAGCUGACACACCUCUGGGCCACAUGCCUGACACAUAAGCUGCAUUUACACAGAAACAGAAUGAAAGACGUUCCUCUUUCACUGCUACCAUGUUUGGCACAUAUAUGCACUCUUGUGGCAGGUCAAACUUUGUGAGAGCGACUGUGCAGGAUUUAAAAAUUGGAUUUUUUCUGUUGCUGUGUAAAUCCAAUCUUAGCCAAUUCAGAGCAAGCUUGAGCCUUAGCCUCCAGCUAACACUGAUGCUCCUUAACAUGACAUGUUCAGUCAUCAAUGGUUGAAAUGACAAUAAAAUCUCUUAGGCCCUUUUUCAUACUGUCCAACCUCCCCUGUUCCUCCUUGAUGGAUGUUGGAAAUCAGAAAUGCCCUGAUAUAGCACAACAAAGACAAUAACAUCCCAGAUAGGGGGACUCUGAUGUGUUCUUGAACACAUUCUUCAUCAGGAAUUCUCACUUUGAAUAGGUCCUAAAUGCACUGAACUUUACAUGAAUUAAAACCAGCAAGGGGCCAUUCAAGCCUAUAUACUGAACAAAAACUUUAAUGCUGAACAGUAUUGCAAACCAAGACACUGUUCUCUAUUCUUGGAGUUUCAAGCAGUUAAAAGGAGUGUUUUCUAUUGCAUUUUUCUUGUUAUUUUGUUUCUUUUAAUUUGUAUUAUCAACUUUAGACAUUAAUCAUGCUGUUCUUUGUUCUAACAGCCACAGGGUACACAAGACUGGAUUAACUAUACAAACAGCCAAUUUUUUACCUUUGCCUCUCUGUCACCCGUUUGUUUGAUUGGAAACCAUCUUCAAAAUCUAUUGAAUAGCAUUUUUGUUUUACUUGUUCAUAAAAAAAGUUAGUAGGGUAUAUUUGUGUGGAUGAAAUGAAAAGGUAAGUGACUGGAUUCUUCAAAUGAAACUAGACUGGUGUGCUUGUAGCAUGAACCUUUAAAAGAUAUGUGCCCUAAAUGGCAAGCAA